ACGAGCGACGCCGCCACGCUCGGGUCGAACGCUCGCGCCGGGUUGGCGGCGGCGUCGGCGGCGGCGGACGGCGCGGGUGGGGGUGGACCGCCGCCGCGGGGGUGUGGGGAAGCGCCUCUCCGGGUCCCGGAGAAGAGGCUCCGCGCGGCCUCGCUCUCCUCUUCGCUGGCGCAAAACUCCCGUCCUGUGGCAGCGCGCUCCUCUGUUCGCCGCCAGCCCGUCCCAGUGUCAGGUGGUCGCGCGCCGCCGCCCGCUCAACGCCGCCGAAAAAAUCUCUCCCGCUCUGCACGCGCGCCCGCUCCGCCUGCCCUCCUUCGGCUGGAGAGGUCCUCCCUCCACCUUUGCUAUCGCACAGCGCUUCGUCUUCUGUCCCGUUCGUCGCACGGGCCCGGAUCGACCAACGUCCAGAGGGACCAGUUCGUAAGCGAACGCGGCGGCUGUCGUUCGAGCCUGCUGCGAGUGGUUCUAGUUCGUCGUCCCCGUCACCGGGUGAAGUGCGCGGCGUGCGAGCCGGUGCUUUUCGUUUGUGAGACCUCGACUGACCUCCGGGUCGGCACCUGGCCACUAGAGAGAAGUACUACGCUGCGAUGUAGUGUGGUGUUCCGGGAAAGUGCCAGGGAAGCCCGGUGGACCGCCGCUUUCUCGUUGCGAGGGAGCGCGCCCCGAAGAAAUGCUGAUGCUUCGGAAGACGUCCCGGAUGGGUCGGCACCGCCACCGGACACCGGCGCUAUGGGCAGCGAUCGCGGUAAUCUUCUGGUCCUGCGGCUUGGUGCACUUGGAGGCGUCUCCAAAUCCAGAAGACGAAGACCCUAGCACAGAUCCCAGCAUUGUGGACGUCGAUGGUUGGGGUCCCUGGGGUCCCUGGAGCUCGUGUUCGCGAACGUGCGACGGAGGAGUGAGCAGUCGGUCCCGGCGAUGCCUAGCCCGAGGCGGGUGCGUGGGCGACGCCACUAGGACGCGCAUCUGCAACAUGCAGCCGUGCCCCGAGCCCGUGGACUUCCGGGCGGCGCAGUGCGCGGCCUUCGACCGGGUCCCGUACCGCGGCCGCCUGUACGAGUGGACGCCCGUGCAGGACCCGAGCGACCCGUGCAGCCUGACUUGCCAGGCGCGCCAGUUCAAGUUCAUGGCCAAGCUGGCGCCCCGGGCGCAGGACGGCACGCGGUGCCGCGACGGAGCGCUCGACAUGUGCGUCCAGGGAAAGUGCCUCCCCGUGGGCUGCGACCUGGAGCUGGGCUCACUGGCCGAGGUCGACGAGUGCGGCAUCUGCGGAGGCAACGGGACGUCCUGCAAGGCGCCCAUCUUCGCUUGGGCCGAGGCGCCGUUCUCGCCUUGCUCGGCAACCUGCGGUGGAGGCUACCAGGAGAGCCACCCAGUGUGCACGUCGUCGGACACGGGCGCCGAAGUGGACGACCGGCUCUGCGACGUGGACUCCCGGCCGGACUCCAGGGUCCGAGCCUGCGGGAGCAACCCCUGCCCGCCAGGGUGGGAAAUGGGCGAGUGGAGCGAGUGCAGCGCCUCUUGCGGAGGAGGCCGGCAGGCGCGCAACGUGUCCUGUGUGCGUCCUUCAGCGAUGCCCGGCGCGGCCACGGCGGCUGUGGCCGAGCACUUCUGCCCCGGACAGAGGCCGGCCGACACGAGGCCCUGCAAUGCGCACCCCUGCUCGCGUUGGACCGAGGGCCAGUGGUCACAGUGCUCGGCCACGUGUGGCGUGGGCACGCAGACACGGGCGGUGGAGUGCCGUGACAUUCGUGGCCGUAAGAGCCACCUGUGCGACCCCAAGAGACGGCCGCGGUCCAAGCAGCAGUGCUCGUCGGGAAGCCCCUGCUUCUUCAAGGGAAAAGAAUACGGUUCUCAAGAGGAUGCUCCUCCUCAAGGCUUCGCACCUUUCAACACACCCUCCAAACCACAGCACCAGUCACCGGAACCAAGCUUCAUCGUCGGGGACUGGGGAUCCUGCAGCGUCACAUGCGGCGAUGGCGUCCAGAAGCGAUCCGUGGAAUGCAAGAUCUUCCUCGAGUUCUCCCGCACGAUGGCCAAGCUGCCCGACAAGGAGUGCACUGGCAUCCGUCCGGCGGAGAUGCAGCGCUGCGCGAUGCGUCCCUGCGCCCUGGACCAGAACCGUGGUGACUCCGAAGAGGAGGACGAGGUCGACGAGGAGGGCGACGGCGCCGAUGGCUUGGGCGCCGAGGACAAACUGGACGCGCCGUACUCGUGGCGCUCGGCGGGAUACACGCCCUGCUCGGCGUCCUGUCUGGGAGGAAUCCGCGAAUCCUUGGUGGAAUGCGUGCGCAGCGCGGAUGGCCAGCCGGUGAGCUACAUCUUGUGCGACAUAAAAGAAAAACCAGAGACCAUCACAGAGACGUGCAACAACAUGCCGUGCCCCCCGAGGUGGAACGCGUCCGACUUCACGCCGUGCACCAAGCCCUGCGGCGGUGGGUCGCAGUGGCGCAGCGUCCAGUGCGUGCACGAGGUCACCAGAGGCGUGGGCAACACACUCGUCGUCCACGAGAGCCACUGCCCGGAUCCCAGGCCCCAGGAACGACGAAUGUGCAACCUGGUCGACUGCGUGGCUCGGUGGAAACCGGACAAGUGGACGAAGUGCUCCAAAAGUUGCGACGGCGGAGUGAAGACUCGCAAGAUCCGCUGCCAGAGGGAGCUAGCGUACGGCAGUGUGGCCGAACUGCCGCCGUCCAAGUGUGCAUCCAGGCGCAAGCCCCGCGCCGUCAAACCCUGCAACUCCAAGCCCUGCCGAGGAGUCAAGGGUUCCGUGCAGGGAGGACCCGAGAGAAAGGUAUCCCUGACAGCCGAAGGAGCAGCAUCCGUGUACAGGGGAACGACGCUCAAGAUGCGUUGUCCAGGUGUCGUCGUCAAUGCUUCCACCGACGUCAGCCGAGUGAAGUGGCUUAAGGACGGCGCGCCCGUGAAGGCAUCCUCGCGUCGCAUCGCCGUCUCAAGGAAGGGGGCGCUGCGGAUCCGCAAGAUGGACUUCGACGACUCGGGCGUCUACGUCUGCUCGACGGGGACCACCACGGGGCAGCUCAUACUCUCCGUGAAGCCGCUCGCGUCAGAGUCUCCGGCGAAAGGUGUGGACCAAGAGACAUACAGUACAAAAGACCUGCGAGGAAUUGGCGCGAAGCGCCCGAAAGGAGUCGACUUACCUGCUUUCAUCAAUGGUGUCGAUGACGCCAAGAACAAGAAGGGACUCAAGGACCGCGACGGUCAGGCGAUCCACGAGGUCAAGGGUACGCUUGAGGACCCGACGGCUCGGUCGGGAGCGGCGAGCUACCACGGAGGCGCCACCAUCCCUAGCAUCCAGACGCUGCUCUCGGACUUCCACAAGAGGCUGGGCGGAGGCAGCAGCCAAGUGAAGCCUGAAACCCUGGCAUCGGAGGACGACGACGACGCCCUGAUGCACAAUAGCUACGUCCUUGGUCGGGGCAAUGCGGAUAGCCUGCAGUUUGAGUGGGAGACCACGCCUUGGUCCCUCUGCUCCCAAACGUGCGGAGGAGGUGGACUACAGGUACGUGUGGCACAAUGCAUGGUUCGCCUGCACAAUGUAUCGAAGACCGUGGACAACACGCUGUGCGUGGACGCCGGCAUGGAGGCGCCACUGAUAAUCCAGAGCUGCGGUACCGACAGCUGUCCGCGUUGGGUAACGGACCCCUGGACGGAGUGCACGAAGGGACAUUGCCUGGGCCUCAGCCGUGCAGUCCAAGAGCGGCCGGUGAGCUGUCGACUGGCCAACGACACCAUUGUGGAGGACAAGCACUGCGAUGUUUCCAUUAGGCCUCAGGAUCAGCAGGAGUGCUUCAGCGAACUCUGCAGAGGCGUCUGGAAGGUCGGCGAGUGGUCGGAGUGCACAGCGACAUGCGGAGAGAGUGGUUUCCGCACGCGUAUUCUGCGCUGCGUGUGGUACGGCACAGACCGGCCCGCCGGAGACUCGUGUCGGAGUCACGACCGACCCGAAGUGCUCCAAGGAUGCAAGGCUCCACCGUGCGACGCGGCCACAGGGCAAAACUGCGAAGAUCACUCACGCAACUGCCAAAUGAUCCGCCAGUUUCGCAUGUGUCACAUGAAGAACUACCACGACCUUUGCUGCGCCACCUGCGAGCGCAGCUAGAAGCUUCUUCUACCGGUUCCGCCUUGGGACGGCUGCCGCGCUUCCGAUGCCGGCUCCGCCAGCGCCUUGGCCUUGUCGAAGCAGUAGGCCAAAGCGUCGCCGUCCGACACAGCUUGGUCAACCACCGAGACCGACCGCAGCGGCUCUGUCGUCGUCGUCGUCGUCGUCGUCGCCGUCGCGUUUAUUUUUGUCCCUCCAGCUGCCGCCGACAGAUGAUGAGGCCAGCUGAGAUGUUGCGUCCGUUGGCGAUGUUUCGUGGAAGGCUUCCCCAGUGUGUGGUCCGUGAGGGAAGCUUUAAGACGUGGUGCGACGAGAUAAGGCGCUGCAGGUUUCAGAACGCGUUCGCAGCAGCGCGCGCUAUAGCGAUGGCUGCGCGAUGUUUGUCUGUCGCGUAGAGAAGUUUUGUUGUGCUUUCGUGACCCGCGCACGGCGGAUGCGGUGGUGACGGGAUGCCCGAAACCGUGUUGACAACUGGGCUGUCAUUCCCGUCUGUCGAACCAUCGCCGUCUCCCUGUGAAUCAGCUGAAGGAGAGAUUCUACGGCGCAGUGUGUCCUCUUACAGCACUGUGCUGUAGACAGUCACAUCUUUCGCACUGAGUAAGUGUAAUGUUCGCCUUGUAGCAAUGUUUAUAGUCUCAAGCUGAAGAAGAAAAUGCCGCCGAAAACGAGUAACUAAAGCUUUAAGAGUGCUUGUUAGGGCUAAUUAGUUGACAUAUUCAGGAAAACGCCGGGGCGUAGUCGAGUGUCAGAUCCGUCAACCCCUACGGGGAGAAUUCGCUGCCUAGGCGGACUCGAGUAGCCGGAGAUCUUGCAGGCGUUAGCAUUAAACAGCCUUACUUUUUUAUAUAUCUUUUUGUUGGUGGUUUCGUUCAGGUGUGCCGCCAUUACGGCCGCCCACUUAAAAUGUCACGCGCAAAUGCUAAGGUCACUAGACCAUCUAGAUGUGACUGCCUGUUUUUCAGAACAAUGUGAGAAGCACCGAAUCAGCCGAACUCUCCCCGUUUGACUACAGACAUCUGAUGCUCGUUUAUAGGCAACAUGCGCAUGGUCUCCUGGCAGAUGAUUGUACGUCGAAAGGAUGGGCGGGGCGAGCAAUCACGACAACAAACUCGGAGUAUCAUUAGAACGAGGUUUCUCAAAAUGAUAUGUAGAAUGACUUGGGCGUUGUCUUAUGGCGCAAGUUACAUUUGUCUUGCAAAAAAUGUGGCACCACUGCGGUACAGACACAUUAUUUAGCUGCAGUUUUUUUCUUUUUGUUGUCAUUUAUUAUACUAUUUGUACAAAUAUCAAUUAUUGCAUCUUUGAAAGUUGUCUGACAACUAGCGAUAGCGGGGAUGGCGAAAUGACGAGCAGCGAGUCAAUUCUGCGGUUAGUUAGGUAUAGUACAUAUAUGUGGCACCCCUGCGAAUAGCUCUUCGCAUAGUCCCCAUCCCGUAAACUUGGAAGUCGGGACGCAAUGCCAAGUUAAUUUUUUAAAAUUUCUUCUAUCAUGACAUCCAGUUGGCGUGCAGCCUGCCGGAGAGAGAGAACCAUGCCGCUUUGUGAGCGGUAUACUUCUUCAGAAUGAGGCAAAUUCGAAACGUUGCCACUGGUGCUGUACUUCGUAUUAAGUUCAUCCUACCGAAAUGUUUCCGUAUGCCAGCCAAAAAUUUCACCUUUUUACGUCUUACUCACUGAUUGUUUAUGGAAUUCACCAAUAUUCCACGCGAAGUUCACAUGAUUUCUGAUGAAUGGUGCGAACAACGAUACGUGGAAUUGCAUGGCCGCAUGCAAAACGUUUCAGUAAGGCGAUAUGUAUUCUCACCUCUCAGUCGAAGUUGUCAGUGCUGCGUAUACGUUUGUGCCAUAGGCGAGAUGUACUGCGUUUUAUGUGCGAAGUCUUGCUGUGUUGAACAACCAAUGUGAAGAGAUAACUACAUUUUGUUUUGCAUAAGUGCACUGCCAUAACAUUCCUUGGAAUAGAAUACACUGAAGUCACUGCAAUCAAGCUAUGUUUGGCAAAGAACGGGAAACAAGCUAACAGUUCUGAUUACAGGUUAGCGCUCUGUUUUCCAUGUUUACAGAUGUCUAAUACUGUAUUGGUGAUGAUUUUUGGUCAAAACAGCAAUUUUGUGCUCAUGAGGCCCGCCUAGCUUAAUAGCGUUAUUAAGGAGGGAACGCUUUCCCAUUUCCUCACGUCAAUGUUAGAUCGUAAAUGCUUUGUGGGACUUCAAGCACAAGGCUUGGAAGUGCCGUUAUUGCUGAGUGAAUUAUGUUCUAGUUGAUGUUAAUCGCUAUCUCGUUCAACUGAACGAGUUUCAAGGUAGGCGCAUGUCAUUGUUGACACCGAAAAAUUACAUCACUGCAAUAAUACAAUGUUUUGUUCUGUAUAAAGUGAUUUCAUGAUGAUUUUAUAUUUUCUCGAAUAUAGCACAUCUAAUGCAUUGUACUAUAGUGUAGCGCAACUGAAGAAUCAUUACCCCUGUUCGGAAAGCUGGUGUUGAAUUUUGCAUACUUGUAUGUUUGUUGAAUGUUACGUCCCCUGUCGGACGACAUUACUCCUCGACAAGAAAACGGGUUUAUGUGACACGAAGACAUUUCGAAACGCUUCGAACUUUCGUGUCCCCUACGCUGCAUUUUUGUUUGGUCAGGCAUCCUGGUUUUGUCAUUUUCCUGUUCUGUCUUCUGUUUCGAUUCGUCAUUGUAUUUUUUUCCUUGUACACACCGAGAAGGCGAUGCUCUCGUCUGAAGGAUUGUGUUUUACUUGAAAUGGAAAAAAAGUAUAAAGAGUGUGUUCAAGUUACUGCGACUGGCCCUGUAUCGCGCGGCAUAAACUUCCAUCUGUCCUGUGAAUUAGGCCGUUAAAAUCAAGCUUAACAUUGACCAAGUUGAUACUUGCUCUUGAAGUUGCUUUGUUUUUAUUGACUUGCUGCAAGAUCGGUAACAUGUCGAGCUGCAUCAAGCGGGCAAUACAUUUUCUCGUUCGAAUGACGCCCACGUUUGUCGCACCACCGUUAGAAACCUAUUUCUUUGGUAGUACAGCUUCAAAUAUUCCGCUGAAAGUGGUUUAAGCCAUUUAAAUGUUUAUUUUAUGAGUGCAAGUAUGUGAGCCUCGUCGUACUUGUAGUGAUGAGGUUUCGAGGAUCAAGCGCGACUCGCGGCGAGAAAAUACAAAGCAGAAAUGUGCGCGAUGACCACGAAGGAUCGAUUUGAGGAAAGCGAACUUCUCAGGCUCUCAACUACGGUCAGUGUGAUAUUGAGGAAACAGACUGAUAUUGGCCCUUGGUCACAUUUAUUGUGACUUCAACACAUAUGCUCUGCAUCCUGCUACCGUGUAUUUCUAUAGAAUAAGUAAUUAGGCCUCAAAUGGCUCUACUUUCCUCUCGUGCUUAGCCACAUGGACCUGAAAUGGUCUUAGACACGUGAACGAAAAUAUGAGCAGAUUUUUGGAAAAUACAUCUAUGAUGGCUAGCACUGCACCAUCCGUUCAUGGAAUUUUCUUACGUUCCGCGCCACCUUACGUACUUUCACUUCGAACAAAUCUAUGUGGUGCCUACUGUGUAUAGCUGUAUACAGUAGUACAUUCAUAUUGUUACCUGUCUCUGUAGGGCACUCUAGAUCAUUUUAGCUAGCUGUCUCUCAAGGUUGUGUCAAAUAUUUGAGAAUGAAAGCUUCGUGAACAUUAACAGUUGGUUGUCACCUAAAGUAAAUGAAAAUGGCAUACGUUUCCGGAGACACUCAGUCAAAAAAUGUCAUUAAAAUUACAUUUGUCCGUCUUUUCGUUCAUUAUGGUUGUUCGUACGCUUCACUCGGAAAAAUGUCGAAGGACAGGGCACAAAUAUUUCGCCGUACACUACUUUGCUCCAUGUAAAGAUUUGACACUUGAAGGAACCAUGAAGGGCUGAGUGGUAUGACUAUUUAGGUGGAAUGAAACAGGCAUAUCGGUGAAACCACGAAAGUUACCUUGAAUCACGAAUGAUGCUAGGUCGGUGGUCAUGCCUUUCUUUUUCUCUCAGAACUCACCUAAUAACGUUGCCCCCCCCCCCUUUUUUUUUUCUUAUUCUGGCAAAUGCUUCCAACUUGUCAUGAGUUGGGUACGUAGCAUGUCAUUCCUGCAGCUGCUUCAGGAGGUACGUGAUACCCUAAUGUUCCUGUAGAACAUUCCGCGUUGACGUUGCUCUUGCGGGAACUAGAGCAAGAUAAAUUAAAUCGCCAAGAUCGCUGGACAUGAGCCUACAUUCCAUUUGUGCGUCGCUUCUCUUGCGAGAACUAAACGUGCGGUCGACAAACCUUCGGUCAUGUUAUGAGAGAGUGCUUUGCACGAACAGCUCUGUCCUCGUGUUGCUACUUUUGCUUAGGAGCAGAAGGCCAUUCGGAGGAAGGCUUUCGUUUUGCUCUAUGACAACACGUGUGCGUUAUAAGAACGCGUUCUUCUCGUGGUGACUCUGGUGGCUGCAUGUAAUCCUUGGCGCGAAAUUGGAGAACGCGCGAAGCUUCCUUAAUUAUACAGCUUUAGUGCCUCAUUGAGAAACAUUAGUUUACCAAACAUACAAAACAGACACUCAUCGCUGGGUAACAGAGCAUGCGCGGUGCAGGGAAAGCAACUUAGCCCCAGUCGGACACCCACAACGUUGCAAAUUCGAAAGGACAACAAAUUGCGUUCGCUGAACACCGGCGUUGGAUUGCGUUCCACACGCGAAGCAAAUAUAUUGUGCCAGCAAAUUGGUGCGUAAUAUUGACACCAUUACAUUUGUCACGGCUUGUUUUGGCAUCUCCGUUAUGCAGUAUGACUUUGGUAACUGCACUGAGAUAUGAGCUCUUAAUGUUUUCUUCAGCUUCGGUCAGUUCCAUUAAGUCGUGGAACUUGCGAUACGGGACGAAAAAUGGUGUUGCGAAAAAGUGAGAAGCUUAUCUCAGUUGAGUGUCGCGAGCAUGUCCUGCGUCUCUCGGGAACUGGGUAGCUUCUGGAUCUACAAACCUUUUGACCCAAAAUUCAUUUGCCAUCAGAAAAGAAAAAGUCUAGAAGAGAAAGACGGUAAAACCAUUAAAAACGUUCAGUUGCACGGGUUACUGCGCAGUUGAAUGCAUGCCAUCCAUAAGAACAAAAAUUAUAUACGCACUGUUCAAGCUAAAAUUGAGGACUUUUUAUUUUGCUUGGCCAGUUACAGCCGGCAGAGGUGCAGGGUGUGGGUCAUUUGAGGCAUCUGCGACUUGAGACAGGGUAUACAUAUCAUUUUCGGUUUACGUGCACUUCGUUUAGAUGCGCAAGUACCCGCAUUCACGACUACUGUGCGACACUUGAGCCAUGGUUUGUAUAUAUGCCUUUCUCGGUCGAUUGGGGCUGUAUGAAAUUCGUAGCAAAAUUCUCGAAGGUGACGGAAAACUUGUGUUUCAUUUCUAGGACCUAGUGGAAAAGAAACGUAGACGAGAUAUUAAUGGUGAUUUUCUCGGCAACGCAGCAACAGAUUGAUCCGUUUUUACCCCGGAAUGUGCUGACUAACGUAAAGCUGAAACAAAGUGCUAGUAAUUUGCCCAAGGUACAGUGUUUCGUUUUUAUAUCCUGCUUUGUGAGUUACAUAUUAACUAGUUUUUUUUUUUCGUGCACCUGCGAAUAACUGAGCACACCGUGCGGCCACCAAACCAUUCAACGCAUGUCGAAUAGAUUCAUGGCACUCAGCUGGUGAUUGCUCCCUUUGGUAUUACUUUAAGGAAAUUUGGCGCCAAGGAAAGAAAAACAAUAAGCUCUGGUUCAUUGGAUGCUUGAAGUAUUUGUGGCUGCUCACGUAUCGCAAAGGAUGUGUAGUCGGCUCAUUGUGUGAGGCGUCAUUUAUUGCCAAGAACAUCAGUGAAUUGACUCUGUGAGGUAGCAUUUUCUUAUAUGUAUGUUUCAGAAUGGGCGUUAGUGCAGUAGCUAUUUGUCCAUAUGGUUAACGCGUCACCGAAACCCACACGGAAUGCACGCUUAGGCAUGUUCCUGUGCCGCAGUACCUUGCGGGAAGUGGCACGCACGAUUCAGAAAAAGCGCAUGCAAAGCACUAUUAACAGUGUGAGUGGAUCUCUACUUUCGUUAAUUUCUUGCUUCUGCGCGCACGUUUUGCCGAGGCUAACUCUCGUGACUUAUAGGAUGAGAUGACAACGCUUAGUAAACUAAUCAAUGGGCGAGUGAGUAAGCUUUCUAGCGCUCCCCCCAACAAUUCAAAACAGCAGAGCGCUCCCGUCGACGACACGACGCAACGGUUAAGAUACGUGGCGUUAUCAUCUACGUUUAGCUAAGCGAAAGGAACAAACACGAUGAGCAUGAUGUAUUGCUGUCAGAACGACAGAAAGCUGAGCUAGUUGGUAAGGAUUCAUUAUGCAAAAAAGAAGUGAGGCGUGCAGACAGGACACAAGAGUAGAGAAGUGGACAACACGAACGGCGUUCGUGUUCACUUCUCUACUCUUGUGUCCUGUCUGCACGCCUCACUUCCUUUUUGCAUAUUGCUGUCAAUAGAAUUAAACUGGGAACGUUCAAAACGUGUUUCCUUCAUCUGUAUAGAGGGAGGAACGUAGCACAUGAAGCAGGGCCAAUGUGUUCCCCAAUGUUUACCACAUUGGUUAAGUUUUCUGUGGCGCGAAAAAAAAAGAAAAUAAAGAAAUAAGAAAAGCGUUUGAACGGAAUGUCAGGAUUUGUUUUAGUUCAAACUCACGCCUGCGGGAAAUUAUUUGUGCACACUCAUUAUUUCAAUACGGAGAGCCGUGACCCGCGUUUCCCCGAACGUAUCAGUGUAUAUUUAUUUUGUUUUCCUUUGCUGCAUAGACAAAGCCCGAUAUUUUAGAAUAACAGAAAGCUGAGAAAAUCGGUAGGGGAGACAGGAAGCAUACAAAACACUAACACGAGAUGAAGUCGGCCCUCUCAGCCUUUCUAUCGUUUUUGGGUUCAAUUUCUAGAAUACUCUGAGCGCCGGCUACUUCCUUUCCAAAUUAUCUGACCAAUCCCACAUUUUUGCCAAAGGCGUUUGCAUUGUCCUUUUCACUCCCUGUGUGUCGUGUUUUUGUACGCGUACCUUUUUUCAAAUCAUGCGUAAGAUCUAGUACUUUCUUUUUGGGUUUGCCAGAAAGUGUCACGAAGUGUUUGAGAAACAACUCGUGCUUUCUUUUUUUUCUCCUAUCUCGCAAUUCCGCGCAUUUCUCUUUAGUUAUAUUUUAGAAUUUUGUGCUCUGCCACCUUUAUUACUCAUUAGAGUCAAACUGUUGUAGAUAAUAUUUAAUAGCAUAUGCUCUGGCCUCGCUCAUUGUCACUUCUUUCCCAGCUGUCGCGCUGUCUUCAAGCGAGCACUGGUACCAAACUUGACUUGACGCUUUUGAGUUACAAAUCAAUAUCAUGUUGUCAAGCACGAUGGAUUGUCUCCACUGGACAAAUGUCGUGGCACCCACGAUGUUAAGCAGCUAUCACGCGUCAGCUGUGUAGUGCUCUGUAACAUAAAACUCACGUGUGUUCACUUGAAAGUAUGAAGAGCCGCCUGUUGAAAAGGCGUCACAGAGAGCUAUUCCCCCGAGGUGUGUAUGAAAGUUCACUACAAGAGCAAUAAGUUUUUUUUGUGUGUGUAUGUGUCUGUGUGACAUGUUAUUUAUGAUCUCGUAGUGCCAAUAAAUUAUGACCUAGAAAAA
Dermacentor andersoni is the source of this 11746-nucleotide messenger RNA. RefSeq names its product no long nerve cord (gene nolo). NCBI's taxonomy places the organism in Eukaryota, Metazoa, Arthropoda, Arachnida, Ixodida, Ixodidae. Gene Ontology annotation, biological process: extracellular matrix organization; proteolysis. Gene Ontology annotation, molecular function: metalloendopeptidase activity. The record is from RefSeq and is a predicted model, not a curated record. Gene Ontology annotation, cellular component: extracellular matrix.